AUGGCCGAGGAACAUGGAAUCGCAGCGGUGGAAGGUCACACAUACGAAAUCAAAGGGGCUGCUCUUUUUCGGGAGACGGACUACGAGAGAACAAUCACAGGAAAAGGGGAAUCGAUCACCAUCUUUGAUCCGAAAGCUGAUCCUCGGUCUCCUGCCGUUUGGGAAAACGGACAAGACCCUUCGGUGGAGGAAAUUACGACUGUGCCUGCUGGAUGCCAAGUGAGCGUGAUCGCAGCUCCUGUGAUCGGAGCAACUGUAACUUUCAAACGCGGAUAA
Penicillium alfredii is the source of this 276-nucleotide messenger RNA. RefSeq lists its product as uncharacterized. The record is from RefSeq and is a predicted model, not a curated record. The transcript has a single exon. The coding region runs from base 1 to 276 and encodes 91 amino acids. NCBI's taxonomy places the organism in Eukaryota, Fungi, Ascomycota, Eurotiomycetes, Eurotiales, Aspergillaceae.